AUGAACCAGAAAGAAGGGAUGAGCUCCUCCGGAGACAGCACAGACAUCUCGAGGAAAAGCAGCCGGGACACAGCAGCACACCGCCGGAGGUCCAGCAGCCAAGAAUCGAUAUCGGAUUAUGAAGAGUUCAAUCUCCAAGAAACGCAUCACCAUCCAGAAGAAGAGGUCACGGUCCGCAAGACAUUCCGUGUUUUGGCGAAGAAAGUGGUUUUGAUGUGCCGGGUCUGCAUGCAUCUACGCGUGGCGUCGAAAGCCUUCAUGGAGGUCUGGGCGACGUUGACAAAGUAUGCCAGCAAGCAGCAAACGGAAGAGGAACAGAGAGAAAGCAGCAAAGCAGCUUUUGAUGUCCAGUACUUCAAGACACAACACAAUAGAUUUCCUAUCAGAGCGAUUCAGGUCGCCAUGAAGGUACCUGAGAAGCGGUCGAUGGAAGAUUUGGAGCUGGUCUUGUCUUCUCUCCGGUCUCUGUUGAGCAUCAGACACUACAGCAAGUCCUACCAGCUCAUGCUGGCAAAAAUAAUGCGAUACGAACGAUUCAGGAGGAGGAGGGUGAUCAUGAAGAAAGGGCAGAACGCACACAGCUUCUACUUCAUAUACUCGGGGGGGGUCAGCUUCACCACUGAUGAAGAUGGAAGCAGUGCGUUCGAGGAAGAGCAUCAAGCGGACUUGCGAAAGGGCGCCAGGUUUGGAGAAAUACCAGUGUUAAAGGGCCUGCGAAGAAAUUUCACGGCUGUCUGUGUGGACGACACUGAGCUCCUGGUAGUGGACAAAGAGGACUUCUUUGAAAACAGACUUGAUCAGGUGCUUGUGGAAGAAUCUCAUCAUCGCUUUAUAUUUUUCAGAUCACUAAGCCUCCUGGACUCGUUGCCUGACAGCUCCAUUGAGAUUCUUUCCGAUUACUCAACCACAGAGGAGUUCCUGUACGGCCAGGUUAUUCCCAAUAACAUGGACCACCUCAUCUUCGUCACCAAGGGCCGAUUUGUCGUUCUGCGAUUGGUGGAUCUCACCCAGUGCCCGUCCUAUCACAGGUUCAUUGUUCACGAGUUGCCCUUCUUGAAAAGCACCAUUCACAAAACGGAAUCAGGCGUUGACAGACGAUUUCUCAACCUGACGGUCAGAACUGGAUCGAUGCACAGGGGCUUGGAUCGCAGUUCCAAAAGCUUGCUCAGGAUACCCAGCGUCUCUUCGGCCCAAAUCCGUCAACAAGGGGCCUCCACGGGUAUGAAAGACCUGAGUGCCUCGAACUCAACCAUCUCUGUGACAGCUGUCACACCGAUCCCUUCCAAAACACAACAGCAAGUGAAGACAAAGAGUGAAUCACAGAAACAGCUCAAAUCGGACAGUGCCAUCAGUACAUCAACGUUGGAAGACAGUUCACACAUGCUGGGGAAAACAUCAAGAAAACAAAUGAUUCCCAGAGCCCUGGCCGUUGCUGUUUACAUGAAGAUAGAUUCAGUUCUGCCAGGAGAAGUAUUUGGGCUGCGGCAGUACUUUGUGGCCAAUAACCUCAAGGAUAGGAGAAACUUCACCAUCAAGAGCCAAGGCACAAAGAUUGUUCGGAUCAACAUGCGGACCUUCGCUGAACUGACGGACCACCAAACACUGCAAAAAGUGAGGAAGCUGACGUCUGUCUAUCCAAGCGAUGAUGAACUCUGUGACCGCUUUAUCAAAAAUAAUUACUGGAAAAUCUUUAAAAAGAAUAUGAUCGCCAAACUCACCUCCAAGCCUCAACGUUUUUCCCUGUCUGGCCAUUUAGUGGAGUCCGGCCGAGGUGAGGACUUGUACGAGAUUGACAAGACUGGCAUCCUGAACCUUCCAGAAAUCGCCAGCAAUCGAAAUAUCCUUUUCUCAAAGCCAUCCUAUUACGUUGCCCCCGUAAUCAGAACAAGGGAAGAAGGUAGCACCCCAGUGCCAAAGCUGGACCUCCAACUCAUUCAUGGAAUCGCCAAAUUUCCGCCCAGUACAGCUAAUCUGCUGUACUGAGCACACCAAGCCUUUCCUCUCCACUCUGUGCUGCCCUUUAAGUGUCAAACAUCUGACACCCUAAAAGAUUUCCAACCAUUUGAUUUAAGUUUCUAUUCCCUCACUGCAACCGUUUCCGCAGGUUAUCGUCCGGUCAGUUGCCCUGUUCUUUUUCUUCUU
Molecule: messenger RNA, 2142 nt
Organism: Rhincodon typus (whale shark)
Lineage: Eukaryota; Metazoa; Chordata; Chondrichthyes; Orectolobiformes; Rhincodontidae
Product: cyclic nucleotide-binding domain-containing protein 2
Exons: 14
Coding region: 1-1983 (660 amino acids)
Biological process (GO): spermatogenesis
Molecular function (GO): cAMP binding
Source: RefSeq, a predicted model, not a curated record